Messenger RNA from Erythranthe guttata (spotted monkey flower), 1601 nucleotides. Its product is annotated as WRKY transcription factor 22. Gene Ontology annotation, biological process: regulation of DNA-templated transcription. Gene Ontology annotation, cellular component: nucleus. Gene Ontology annotation, molecular function: DNA-binding transcription factor activity; transcription cis-regulatory region binding. Lineage: Eukaryota; Viridiplantae; Streptophyta; Magnoliopsida; Lamiales; Phrymaceae. The record is from RefSeq and is a predicted model, not a curated record.
UUAAUUUCGAGAGUAGCACCACCCCACGUGGCUUGCCUCGAAUUCUCCUUGUCGGCAAGUGGGCACCCAGCUUUUUGACCCCCCCACCCCCUUCAUAAAAACGCGUGAACAUUUUAUAAACCCCCUUUGACAUUUUCUAAAGUCAACCACCAAAAUCACCAAAAUCCCACCCAACUCUCUCUCUCUCUCUAAAUUCCUAGUGAGAGAAAACAAUACUCCCACCACCAUCCACUUUCUCUCUCUACAAAAGUCAGCGCCUUCUUUUUGUCUCUUCACAGCAAAGAACAGAAAAAAAAAAGAACAGAGGAAAUGGAGGAUGACUGGGAUCUCCACGCGGUGGUCAGAAGCUGCACCUCCUCCACUACCACCACCACCGCCGCCGCCGCCGCCGCCGCCGAACAAACACCUCGCACCCAACUUUUCAGCACCACCUCCGACCAAGAUUGCAGUAGCUUACAAGAUCUGCUGUUCGAGCCGAGAAGAGAGAAUAAUUCCUCAGAAGAGCUGCACGAUCUCUGCAAACCCUUCUUCCCAAAAAAGACAAUUAAUUCAGAAAAAGCAUUAUUUAUUCCACCACAAAGAUUAUUACCGGUUUCACCACUCUCUGUUCUUGGUGGUUUGCAAGAUCUAUCUUUUGAGCAAGCUGUAGUUAAACAGCCACCUCCGAAAACACAGAUUCAUCACAAAAAUCAGCUCUUUUCUGUUGUUAAUGGCUCCAAACCUACUUCUUCUCAUCACCCCAAUCCAAGGUCCAAGAAAAGGAAGAACCCAUUGAAGAAGGUUUGUCAUGUAUCUGCAGAGGGUUUAUCUUCAGACAUGUGGUCUUGGAGAAAAUAUGGCCAAAAACCAAUCAAGGGCUCUCCUUAUCCUAGGGGUUAUUACAAAUGCAGCACGUUAACAGGAUGUAUGGCAAGAAAGCAAGUGGAGCGGAAUAAAUCCGACCCGGGAAUGUUCGUAAUCACCUACACGGCGGAGCACAACCACCCGGUGCCUACCCACCGGAACUCUCUCGCCGGGAGCAGCCGCAACAAGCCCGCCGAGGCUCCCAACUCCGACGAGCCCAAGAAAGCGGCCUCUUCCUCGUCGGAAAUGUUGGAGGACAGCAGCCAGCCGGAGGAGGAUUUUGCCGCCGGAGUGGAUCUCGAUGACGAAGACGACGAUCUCAGCCCGUCGAAUAUGGCGUUGGACGACAGUUUCUUCGCGGGGUUGGAUGAUUUAGAUGGGGAGGAAGGUGGGGAGUGCUUUAGUACUACCGAUCGAUUAUCGACGAGUUUGCAGUUCCCUUGGCUUGCAAGUAGCGGAACCGCCGCCAGCGGUGCUGCCGCCGCUGCCGGAGGUGGUUGUUGACUUGGGUGGGGAAUGAUGCUUUUCUUGUGGCUCACUUCUCUUUCCAUUUUGUAGUACAGAGACAACUUUUUUGUUCGGUUGAAAGUUGUAAAGAAUCUUGAAAAAAUGAGAGUGUUCUCUUUUUCUUUUUCUUUUUUUUUUUUUUGAGAGUAACGUAUACAUUUAAUUAAAUCUCUAAUCAUAAAAGAUCCUUGUAGAGGUAAAAAGCAUAGAUGCGAUUGGAUUUGUUUAUUUAUUAAUUAAUUGGAUGUGUG